AUGACGAAGCAGGCGACCGACGACGGCGAGCAGGGCACGGGCGACGACCCCGACUCCGCCAUCGCCCCGGCGGGCGACGGCGCCGAAUCCGAUCCGGCAGACGAGCAUGUCGACGCCACGACGGGUGAGUCCACCUCGGAGGGUGACGUCGACAUGGAUGAGAGGCCCAUCUCCCAGCGCCUCGUGCGCCGCUGCCGCGACGAGAGCAAGCCCCCGCCGUCUUACAGUGGCCACGACGGCGAGCCGACGAGGAAUCGCCACUCCAAGAAGAAGAUCACGCCCAAGGCCGAGUGCACCCGACGCCAUUGCCAAGGCACUGCAGCACGCGGCGCCGGGCACACCAGAAAAAGAAAAUUCUGGUAA
This is a messenger RNA of Emiliania huxleyi CCMP1516, 363 nucleotides long. RefSeq lists its product as hypothetical. The transcript has 4 exons. Lineage: Eukaryota; Haptophyta; Isochrysidales; Noelaerhabdaceae. Bases 1 to 363 code for a protein of 120 amino acids. The record is from RefSeq and is a predicted model, not a curated record.